This is a messenger RNA of Ectocarpus sp. CCAP 1310/34, 234 nucleotides long. Lineage: Eukaryota; Phaeophyceae; Ectocarpales; Ectocarpaceae. The record is from the annotation of a GenBank genome assembly.
AUGGGGUGGUUUGGAGGGUUGAUCAUUCAGCAAUCGCAGCAGGCCGCUCGCCACCUGUACGACUACUGUGUGCAGCUGGAGCUAGACCAGAGUACGCGCAAGAUGAAGAUGCCUUUAGACAAGUACACCGGAGAUCUGGAUGCGGCGGUAGGCUCCUGGGUUUUUCUUGAGAGCGUUAGUAAAUCGGGGAGGGUACGCAGCACCAACGUCACCCUUGUGGACCAAGAUGGUUGA